UAAUUUUUAGCAAUGUUUUUUUUUGGGGGGGGGUUGAUUUGGUACCAGUAAGUUUAAAAAUGACUGAGGCAGUUAUGUUAUUAAACAAUUCAAAUCUUGGAACACAUUUUAAAUGGCAUGAUUUUCUUGUCAAAAACGCCAUUGUAAUACACUGACUCCUCUACUAUGUAGCAAGACUAUGCUCCAAUUGUACAUUAUGGGUAAAAUCAACCCCCCCCCCCCACCCUCCUCAAAAAAGUGAUGUUCCAAAUAAAAAGACAGAAACAUAUGUACUGUACUUGUUGUGAAUACAUAAAUAAUCAAUUCUAUCGUUCUCACAAUGUAGCAUCAUGCUUUUUAAACAGCUGAAACAAAGUCACAGACAUUUUGACCUCAUCAUAAUACAUUAGUAUUCCCCCAAAAAUUUGCAAACAAAAAGGUUUGGAUCUUUGUUUAACUAUACAUUUAAUAGCAUUUGUAUUAUUCAACUGUCCUUUUGAAUCUGUGUCUGCAUAACAAUAACCAGAGUGUGAUAUUUUUCCUGUUGAGCCACUUAUUUCAAAGUGCGCGUACAUCAUAAAGGACUCAAAGCUGUCCAGCAGGAUACAAUUUAGCCAAUUGCAAUCGCGUAUUUCAAGUUUGAUCCUUUCACCGCUGCCUUCGACUGAGUCCUGUGAGAUGGCGCCUACAAAGUAUUUAGAAUAAUCUUGAUCAAACGGCUCAUUUCCGCCCCCAUUUAUGACUGCCUACUUCCCUUUUUUUGCCUCAUGUUCCCAUCUCCAUUUUUUGAGGUUUAUUCACAUAAUCUUCACAUUGUUGCUAAAUUUGGCCUUGGAACUUCACUCGCUGUUUUAUUUCAUCAGCCAUAACUCUCCCUUGGACGAGCCAAGUGUCACUUUUUUUUUUGGUUUGCCGGCCCCUCUUCCACACCCCUCCCAAUAAAUACACACACACACACACGCACACACAUAUAUAUCCAUCUCAGGAAAUGGCGGAUCCUGUAAUGUCCCCUUACUCCUCCUCCAGUCUUCUCCCCCCUUUCAGAGUGAUGUAGGGUCACAAGAAUGGGGAAAACACCUUCCAAGGAGAAAAACACACAUGCACGUUUACACUACGGAGAGUGGCACACGCGUUGCAUUGGGCCACGCUGGAUUCAAGUUUUACCAAAGUCAAGGUCAUCAGCGAAGCCCAACAGAGCUCAUCAGCUGACCUAACAUGGGAUGAACUGCUGACUUCGGAGCCUCAAGCUGUGCCCCAAGUGUAUCCUGAGUGCGAGCGUCGCCACAUCCCCCGACCUCUAACCCCGGUGGGGGGGUGGACAUCAUGCGCUGUACCACGGUCCUGGCCCUCUUAUUUGGUGUGGUGCUGUACCUGGGCAUGGGAGCGCUGGUCUUCCAGAACCUGGAGGCAUCCGAGGAGUACGACAAGUUCCAGGAGCUGCUCGCCGCCAAGAACAACUUCCUGAACAAUCACUUCUGCGUGAGCGAACCAGAAUUCUCCGAGCUGGUGAAGGGAGUUGCAUCUGCGGUGGAAGCGGGCCUGGAGGUGGACAGCCUGUCCACCAACUUCACCACACGCUGGGACGUGGCCUCCGCCUUCUUUUUCUGCGGCGCCAUCAUCACCACCAUAGGCACGCUGAACCCUUUCAGGGACAACACUUACUACAGUGGACAGCUCAUAAAGGGUUUCGGGAACCUAUCUCCUCGCACGUGGUACGGCCAACUGUUCUGCGUGUGCUACGCCCUGGUGGGCAUUCCCAUGUUCGGCAUCUUGCUGGCCGGAGUUGGCGACCACAUGGGCACCGUGCUGCGCAGGGCCGUAGCCAAGAUUGAGACCCUUUUUCUGAAGCGUCAAGUGCGUCCCACCACGGUGCGCGUGAUCUCUGCCGUGCUGUCCAUCCUCAUCGGCUGCCUCAUCUUCCUGGCCGUGCCCACGGUUUUCUUUCAGAAGUCAGAGGGCUGGUCCUUCCUGGAGUCACUCUACUUUGUGGUCAUCACGCUCACCACGGUGGGCUUUGGAGACUACGUGCCGGAUGGUAGUCAGGCCGGCGGGCUGUUCUUCAAACCUCUCGUGUGGUUGUGGAUCGUGUUCGGUCUGGCCUACUUUGCCUCCAUCCUCACCAUGAUUGGCAACUGGCUGCGUGUGCUCUCCAAGAGGACCCGCGCUGAGAUGGAGGAGCUGCGCGCUCACGCCACCGACUGGACGCAGAACAUGUCCAAGGACUUCCGCAUCCCCAACCCUCUGGAGUUCAACGACCCGUUCCUCCUGCAGCGCCGGCGCUGGAAGCGUAGCGAGCGCCGCCGCAUCCGACGCGGAGCCCAGGUCACGCUGGGCUACUGGGCCCGGGGGGGCCCAGAGAACGGACACCUCCCCGGCCACUGGGCCGGGCUGUCCAGCUCGAUGAGUCGGCUGGAGGGGCGCGGAUCCUCCCUGGAAAGGACUAUGAGGACCAAGCCGAUGGGGAGGCUUCCCGUUGGCGGCGGCACAAUGCCGAGGGCAAAGCCGCCCGAGCUGUCCGUGGCUUUGCGUCAACAGAUGGCGCAUCACUCCUUACCUCACCUGCUCACGCGUUCCUUCUCCCUUCCCGCGGCUCCGUCCGCCUCCGAGCUGGACUCCCCUGAAGCCGCCGUACUCGAUGGUUCCCCCUCAGGUUCGGACUUCGACUCCAGAUCCGACAUCUCCUCAUCGUCUUCAUCCUUCUCAGAUCUUCGGAAGCUCCGGGCUCACCGCACGGUUGAAGCGGAAGGAGACAAAAUGAACCCCGAGGAGGAGGCGAGAUGUGGUGAAAACAAAGCCUCGCCUGAUCUGAGUUCCCUUCCCCCUUCACCUUCCCUUCCUCCCUACUCCACGGGCCUUCUGGACUUCUUCGGCGAGAACCUGGCGUACAUCGACGAGUCGUCGGACGCGUUGAGUGAGCGUGCCGACGAGAAGAGGCGGCGACCGCACAAACCCAAGCGGAAGAGCGUGAAGAACGUGAGGAGGUUGUCGAAGCACGAGUGGAGCUCGAAGCAGGCGAGGAGGCCCGGCGAGGACUUGCAGCCACCGUCCAAUCCACCCACGCCGCCUCCGGACUCGCUGUUGUCGUCGUCGCUGACUUACAGGGAUUCUCCGCAGACGCUUUGACGUCUACUCCUCUUAUCCCUUUUCUGAAGAAACGGUUUGUUUACAACGACUCGCCAGCGACUUGAGAGCAUUCUCGGUCAUCCAGGUUAUGGUAAUCUGUGAAGGUUGAAUGGAAGCAAGACUCUUCUUGAUUGUUAAAGACGUUUCACCUUUUAUCCAAAAGGCUUAUUCAGUUCUAUGUUUUGCCCAAAUUUCCCUCAAAUAAUGCACAAUCUUUUUGCAAACAAAAAAAAAAAUCCCAAGUCUUUGGUCUGAUGAAUGCC
Hippocampus comes (tiger tail seahorse) is the source of this 3365-nucleotide messenger RNA. It is a transcript of the gene kcnk4a, whose product is annotated as potassium channel, subfamily K, member 4a. Gene Ontology annotation, molecular function: potassium ion leak channel activity; outward rectifier potassium channel activity. Bases 1303 to 3102 code for a protein of 599 amino acids. Gene Ontology annotation, cellular component: plasma membrane. NCBI's taxonomy places the organism in Eukaryota, Metazoa, Chordata, Actinopteri, Syngnathiformes, Syngnathidae. The transcript is spliced from 8 exons. Gene Ontology annotation, biological process: potassium ion transmembrane transport; stabilization of membrane potential. The record is from RefSeq and is a predicted model, not a curated record.